Molecule: messenger RNA, 1811 nt
Organism: Colletotrichum destructivum
Lineage: Eukaryota; Fungi; Ascomycota; Sordariomycetes; Glomerellales; Glomerellaceae
Exons: 2
Coding region: 402-1634 (410 amino acids)
Source: RefSeq, a predicted model, not a curated record
GAAUGAAUCCCAUGCAUCUAACCCAAUAGGCUACUCCAAGGCCAAGGGACAGGCAGGCAGGCAUUUCUUGGCCUUGACUUGCCUACCUUCUCCUUCUUCUUCUCCUUCUUCUUCUUCUUCUCCUUCUUCUUCUUCUUCUCCUUCUUCUUCUUCUUCUCCUCCUUCUUCUUCUUCUUCUGGUCGCCUGGCUAGCUGCUGCCUUGGGAAAAACCCCUCAACUCGCCAGCACCAAACCCUACAAUAACCAGAGAUUCCCCCUCCCCCAACAUAUCCAACACAAUACCACGAUUUUUCCCUGCGCGUGUGGUCGCAGAUUCGGCUCAGAAGCGGCGCUGACGCAGCAUCAAACUGACACGCACCGAGCCACCGGAGGACGCGCUCCCGGCCGGCCGCCAUCCAGUAUGACCUCUUCCUCACCGAACGUCGGGACCUCGAGUGCCGCGACACAAACUAGGCAAACUCCUCAGCGCUUUCCGCGUAAUGCCAAUGCGUCAAAGAAUGCUUGGCUGUGGAAAGAUGUCCGCAACCCAGCCGAGUCCAUCUACACCAUCACCCAAACAACAAUCCUGCCUUCGGCCACAGGAGUCAGCAGCAGGGCCGGAUACCAGCUUCUUUGCAGCUACAACUGGCAGGAGGGGAAGCCGGCGAGAAUCAGGGUUCCGGGACACGCAGCCAUCUGGCAGGGCGUGACCCUCCCAAUGACGAUCUCGCCUGAUAAGGGGACUUACUUCAUCGACCAGAACACCUCGUUGAUGCCGCAGCACCCUUUCGAGCCCAUGUUCCGCGCGGCGGCCUCCAUGAACCAGGACAUGUCCUUCGACGACAUCGACAUCGUGACGAACCGCAACAGCCUCCGGAAGCUGCUCGACUUCUGCUCUCCACGGUCCCAGGAAAGCUUCCGUCUUCACCUUCACUUGGUUCGCAAUACCCUCAUCAUUGAGCGGUGCGAGGAGCUUACUGAAGGCUUCGCUGACGGAUCGUGCGGCUGGGGCAGAAACUUUGAGAAGGUGUCCACAGCGUUCCCCUCGAAUCUUACAGAGAGCCACGGACACCACCGCACGCUGCGAUACUCUCUCGGAGCCCUGAAAUGCGCGGUACAAUUCGAAGUCGACGCAAGCUUUGACCCGAACGAUGAGCCUGCAGCGUCGAAGGAGCUGGACGCGCUCGACCUCGCCAUGGAGAAGCUGUCUGUUCAGACCCCAGAGCCAGCGACGAAGAAUGGAGUCCGGGAUUUGCAGGUCGAGACGACGUAUGAAGAAGCAAGGGCGAUGUCUCAGUCGACCACGGCGGAAAUCAAGUCGGCUGCCAAGGUCCGCCCCCUCAGCUGGCGCAUGCCGCAGCUCUGGUUCGGCCGGACUCACUGGCUCAUCGUCGGCCACCACGCGGACGGCAAUUUUCACGACGUCAAGAUCACCGACGCGGCGGCCCACUUCGCCGACUGGGAGACAAAACAACAGACGGCGCUGAGGAAGCUGGCGACCGUGCUCGGCGAGCUGCGGACGGCGGUCCGGGGGAACGAGGGACGGCACAGCGCCGCGGUUUUCGAGCGAGGAUCGGGGUCCAUUCGGGUCUUUGACUUGACGAGCAACAGACAGGCGGUGCCGGAGGAUCUGAGGGAGAAGCUGUGGACCUGAGUGGGUACUAUGGCAUGGGUAUUUGGAGAUUCGUGGACUUUGGGGGGAAGAGACACGUUCUCUCACGCCGUCGGCAUCGUAACGUUUUUUGAGUUUUCUCUUUGUGGAGAACCUCCAUGUUCAACUCCAUAGCCUCUCAUCUUGGAGGCACAAAAUACCUAGUGAAAUUCAUCGUAC